CUUAGCCUUCCACUUUAAAUAUCCUCAAGAGUACGAAAAGAUGUCGCUCAUUUCUUGCUUAUCCCCACCACCCGGAUUUCGCAGAAUGACUACGAACGGUGUUAAUGGCCAUGGGUCUCGCUUUUUGAAGCCUGGAAUUUACGCACCCAUACCUACCUUCUUCGGGGACAAUGAAGAUCUAGACCUCGACUCUUUCAGUGCGCACGUCGUUCGAGUCGCCACUGCUGGUGUUGGGCCCUUAAUCGCAGGUUCGAUGGGAGAGGCGCAUCACUUGUCGCACUCGGAACGAGUUGCUCUCAUCACGACGGCAAGGAAAGCGCUUGACUCCAAGGGGUUUUUUGAUGUACCUUUGAUUGUCGGCACGGGUGCUGGGAGCACCAGGGAGACGCUGAAAUUGACUGUCGAGGCCGCGAAUGUUGGUGCAGAUUUCGCGAUUGUCAUCGCCAGCGGAUAUUUCGCCGGUGCCAUUGCCGGGAAUAAGCAGGCGCUGAAGUCAUUCUGGAAAGAAGUUUCGGAGAAGAGUCCUAUACCCGUAAUGAUUUACAACUACCCUGGUGCCAGCGGCGGGAUCGACCUCGAUUCCGACCUUAUCACUGAACUUGCGAAGGAAUGCCCAAAUAUAUGUGGUGUUAAGCUCACUUGUGGUAAUGUCGGAAAACUGACUCGUAUUGCAAUUGCCGUAUCGGAGGCUGACUUCGAUGUCCAAUAUCCGCGCAAGAACUCCCAUGCGCCAUUCCUGGUUCUGGGAGGCUUCAUUGAUUUCCUCACUCCAUCGGCUUAUGCCAAUGCUCAUGGUGCAAUCACUGGACUCGGAAAUGUGGCUCCGUACGCUGUUGCAGAGCUAUUCAGAUUGACUAGAGCAGCGAGGGAGGAUUUGUCAAUCCUCCCAGCGGCACAACACCUUCAAGGAAUAAUAGCACGGGCGGAUUACACUAUUGCUAAAGCAUCGAUAGCCGGUACCAAGUAUCUACUCGAGGAACUCUAUGGAUACGGUGGGGCUCCUCGUAGACCGUUGCCGCCCAUAGACCCGAGUGCUGGACAGGCCUUAUGGGAGCAUCCUCACACUCAAGACCUGGUCAGACUGGAGCGGGAAUUGAGCGGGAAAGCAAAGUCGCUUUAAUACUACGAUGCACACAGAAAGUGACAGAAUCAGCGUCUGUUGACCCUCUGCUUUGUAUGAUGGUUACUCCACAUGGACGUGUACAAAAUUAAAAUUUCCAGCCCACCAUGUGCAUACAACUCGAACGUCUACGUGCCGGAAGUGAUAUGUACGUUGAGCAGCAUUAUCAAUUGAAGAAUGCACAACUCUCCACGUGGGCGA
Messenger RNA from Marasmius oreades (fairy-ring Marasmius), 1321 nucleotides. RefSeq lists its product as uncharacterized. The transcript has 6 exons. The coding region runs from base 41 to 1120 and encodes 359 amino acids. The record is from RefSeq and is a predicted model, not a curated record. Gene Ontology annotation, molecular function: 4-hydroxy-tetrahydrodipicolinate synthase activity. NCBI's taxonomy places the organism in Eukaryota, Fungi, Basidiomycota, Agaricomycetes, Agaricales, Marasmiaceae.